This is a messenger RNA of Prorocentrum cordatum, 229 nucleotides long. Lineage: Eukaryota; Dinophyceae; Prorocentrales; Prorocentraceae. The record is from the annotation of a GenBank genome assembly.
UCCGCUGAAGUUGGCGGCGCCGAUGGCAAGCCAGUUCGACAGCUCCGAGGAGUCCAGAAACAGCAUCAAGGGCAGUGCCGCGAAGAAGUGGGCCCUGACGAAGAACGUCGCGAAGGCGGUGGCUAGGAACGCCCUCAUGGCGCACCGUGCCUCCGCGGCGGCGUCCGAGGGCCCCGUGCGCGUGCAGGAGCCGCGGAAGGCGCGGCCCGCGCCGCCGCCGGCCCAGGAC